Molecule: messenger RNA, 5295 nt
Organism: Colletotrichum paranaense
Lineage: Eukaryota; Fungi; Ascomycota; Sordariomycetes; Glomerellales; Glomerellaceae
Exons: 5
Coding region: 1-5295 (1764 amino acids)
Source: RefSeq, a predicted model, not a curated record
AUGGCGUUCAAGGCCUCUUCUCAGAAGGGCAGUGACGAUGCAGUCCGGUUUUCAAAGAACAAGAAUUGGAAGGCAACAUUGAAGCAUGUAAGUCAAGAUGCUGGGGCUUGGGGAGGUUCAGCCUGCCUACUCUUCUCAGGAUUGCCAGCUUUCCCAGAGCCUUGCCGUCACCCACACCUUCCCCCCGGUGAUGUGGCAUACGGCCAGCCAAGGUCAGAAGGACCCCAGUGGGAAAUGUCUUCCACAUCCUUGCCUAAGGCUCUCAAAGUAAAUUGGCUCAACCGAGUGAGCAGGCUACGAGUCACGAUUACUUUGCAUAACGCAGGCAUGUCGGACUCUGAGAGCGAGCGCCCAUUACCGGCACCGAAAACGACUGGCGUGGAACAGCAGCCCUUCUGGAAGGUGUACGAUGUUCCUGGAGAGAACAGCGAUGUAUCUCAGAGCUACAUGAAGCGUGGCCACGAAGAGACGGGUGUGAAGCCUGAAAUAUUUCAACCCAGAGAUGAUGAGAUCAGCAACUGGUUAGAGGCGCCGAACUCGAAAUGCUACGCUUCCUUUGGGGAUGACGGAGUUACGGCUACCGUCAAUGCGUACGGCGAUCUGAUGCAAUUCAGCUGCUCUUUGGGUGUUGGCUGUUCUGGUGUAUUCUCCGCAGAUCAUCGCUACAUGGACGAGCCAUAUUGGGUGGACGACAGAGCAAGGCAACUUCAUGACAUGAGGCAAGACCUACGUCGAGAGUUCACCUCGUACGGCUUGCGAAUUCCUAGCAUCGAUCUUGAGAGAUCCCGUCUUCUAGGUUAUGUUCAUGACAGAUGGCCGCGAUAUAGGGCUGAGGAUAAAACGUCAAGACUCAACCUUACCACGCAGUGGAUGGUUUAUGAGCAAACACUCUUGCAGCAAUGCAUCAUCACCAAUAUUGGGACACACGAUACAAAUGUCCCAGUUGAGUUUGCGAAGCGCAUGCACCUUCGAUACUUGAAUUAUCUGGAAAUUUCCAAAACAGUACUGGGGUUCCAGAAUCAGAUACUGGGCCCAAAUCAUUACGGGUGGGUUUUGGUUCAUCCUCUGGAAGAACCAGAUCAGCAUGAUGCAGAUUCUGUGACCACAUACUCAACUUCACCACUGGUCGACCAGGCCCAAACGGACCCCGCGAAUCUAGUCGAAACGCCAGAAAAUCUGCAAAGUCCAUCAGCUGAGAUUUCAAAUGCUAUCGCAGUCGUUGUAUCUGUGUUCAAAGACGGACAAGCAGUCAAGUGGAGGCCCGACAGCCUUGAUGACGUGGACAAUACUGAUAUACUGAAUCUGGCUUUAGAGGAGAAGACCGCAACAGAGAUCGUCAUUGCCUACAAGAUGAUUCAUCUAACUAAGACUUGUAAGACAUGGGAAAAUCUUCUCAUUCCACCAGCCUGGGCGGAUGUCAGCAAGCAUCUUGAAUCAGCUUCGUUCACGGCCUUCCACCCUUCAGAUUACGGCAAGCCCGUCGAAAAAACUCAAGACGAGAAGUCUCAAGGAAUCUUUUCUCGCUGGAUGCGAUUUACUUCAUCGUCCAACGAUACGCAGCCAUAUGCACUGCCAAUAGACGACCCAGUGAGUCCACAUGGACUGCCGACCAAGAGUCCAGUGAAUCACAUUGACUUUGUCACCCGUCGGAACCUGGAGCACAUUUUGUCGACGUGUGCUCUUCCUACUGGGAAAUAUUCAGUUGAGGGAGAACAAGGGGCAGUUGCUUUGACAUGUGGCGAUAUAUCGGGGCAUCGUGUGAUUUCUUCAGCAAGUUUCUUUGCAUUCUUGUUUCUUCUUGAAAUAGUAAAGCAUUUGAAGGCGAUCGAGACACUCCGUCCCGAUCAUCCUUACAAGCCGUUGCGGCGAAGAAUCGACUCGGUCUGCCGUGGCCACUUGAAGUGGCUUUUGAAAGUUGAUCUCACGGAAGAAAGUAUCUUUGCAGCGAACUACUGGGUAACAGGCCGAAUUAUGCCCUCCGACACGGGCUUCGGUUCAUUUAUGCCAAGCAACUCUUUCACCGACACACCUUUCCAGCUCAUGAAGGUGGCCGCGUUCUCUAGCCUCUACAACACCAAAGUCGACAGGGAGCUGGCACGACAGGUCAUCCAGAGGGUUGACAAAUAUUGGAUCGAUACAUUGCAAAAGUCUGACAAACGUACUUCCCAUGUUUGGCCUCGUGCACAAGAUGAGGGGUGCAAUAAAUAUAGACUUAAUGAACACGUCUGGAUCUGGAGAGCGCUGACAGCAAUCGAAGAGAACCGACGGAGAUCUCUCGAUACGAAGAACCCUCCCAGCGAUGGCGUGGAGGCGCAUGUUCAGGCUUCUAAGAAUGUCAAAGAGGACCAGGAAGGCAAUGACAAGGGUCGGCGAGAUCAAGCUGCCAGUGAUGAAGAGAAGCUUUUCAGACAAUUUGGCUCCGACAUUGUUCACCGAGACAUCCUGCGGCGUUUCACAGUCGAGAACGACGUGUCGAAGAAACGCAUGCUAGCUACAACACGGUCUUCCAGAGAGACACGCUUCUUGUUUCAUGCCAGUGAUACUGCACUAUUCUACGGCAUUGAGUGGGACUUCUUCUUGCCGGCACUGAUCGACGAGGUGUGGGACAACACGAUAGAGGCCCAGUUGCAUCAUAACGAAAAUUCGGAGACCGGAUGGGAUAACUCGAUUCGUUACGCACUGGCAAUCAUGAUGGGAAUCAGGAAUAUGCGCCUCAAUAAAAGGUCAUCAAAAGACCUGGUCAAAAGUGCUUUCGAUGUUCUGUUUCGGACCACGAGUCCAAAUGGACUCUUUUAUGGGCAGCUUGACGCAACAACCAAAGAGCCAGUGCUGUUUGUCGGCGAAGCGGAUCGAGACUUUUAUUUCCAUGCUAGUUUCGAAAUUCCCUACAUUCUUCUGACGCAUUGCUGGGGAAUUAAUUCUAUACUGGAAGACAGUUCCGAGGACAACCUCGAGUCACCGCCACCUUUCAUAGCAACGCAAACAUCACGACAGCACCCAUUCAACGAGGUCGCAGAGAUUAUAACACAGCAGCCAAAGCGGCAAGAGCAUAGAUCACCUGCAAUCCAAUUACCUGCUGCCGAGACAGCUGAAGACCAGAGCCCUUCCCCUGACGUCUACUUGGGAGUCAAGCCCAAAAAGCCAAAGGCAACAGCCAUGAAAAAGAGCAUUCCUUUCAACAGCCUCAUUGACCAGAGCAGUAUUGUUGAUCUGGAGGAUGAGUGGCUCUACAACUACCCAAAUUUUCUGAGCGGUAGUGAACAAACUCUCGUUGACUUCCAUAAGGAGGCGGAAGCAUUGUCAAAACCGACAGGAAGCUCUCAUUCGGGCACUGUGAUUACCAAAGCGGCCAAGGACUACAUCGAAGAUCUUCCAGUUGACUUCGAUCCAGGCGAAAGCAGGAGCUAUUUCAAGUCCUUGGGGCGGGGGACAUGGGUCGUGAAUGUUCGGAAGCGCAAGAAUCUCAGCAAGCAGGAGAGGGCAAAGAGCGACGAAGAAGGGAGAUCUCUGACCAACAUUGGGCUUUGGGUCAACCUGUCGCAGACCAGAACAGCUGAGACAGCGAAAAAGAGGUUCAUUUGGCUGCCACACGCAGACGCCGAGACUGCUCUCAUUUGCUACAUUAGUAGUCCACAAGACGAGCGACCAGCCAUAUCGGAUUUCUUUGACAGUCAUUUUCACUACGAGAAUAAAUUUCUCGAAGAAACAACAAUGGUACUAAAUACCUGGAAGAGUGAACUUCACCUGAGCUUCUAUCUCCUGGAGCAAAAGAGUGAGAGGACACUUCCCGGAAUCCCCUCGUUGAGCUAUAAAGAAUUGCCAGGAAACUCAGACUGGAGGCUGGCACGAGCCUCCAUGGGAUUCCGCUUCUCUGGUGACUUCUUCGACCGGUAUUGGACCUGUCACCUGAUCGAGUACACCCAUAGCCGAAGUGGUCUGACGUGGAAAGGGCACCGACCGUGGGGCAGGCAAGGUUGGCAGCAAAGAAAAGUGCUUGAGCUACAUCUUUUCGACGGCAUUCUGAAGGAGAUUAUCAAGAGCAGUGCAGAAAUCUUCGACACAGUGAAACAAGAGAUAGGCGACAAACGCGGCGUUAUUUCGUUCUCGGCUCUAAACAGUGUCGAUUAUCUUUCAUCGAGUACAAAGUGGCAAUUUUACCAGCAGAUCCUUCAGGUCGUGGAACAAGAGCUCUCGAAUGUGCUGUCAACUGUCGCUAAAUGGGAGACGCGCGAGAAGGACAGAGGUCACGAGCGACCUCGCUGGACACGCAACGACGAGCGCAAGUACCGUGGCUCCAUUGGAAAGAUGCAAGGGUCGACAGCCCGCCGCAUCAGGGAUUUGCAAAAACACCGGAACGACGUACGGUCAUUGAAAGAACAGCUGAAAAGCGAACAGCAGCAGAGCCGCGACAACAUCUCAGUAAUUGACGCAGAAAAUGUCCGGCUCUUUACGUACGUGACCGUGGUGUUCUUGCCACUCGGGUUUGCGGCCAGCAUAUUCAGCAUGAGCGAGGAACCGCCAAGCAGCGUUCUCAAGCCUAUGAUUGUUUGUUCUGCUGUUGCGCUCGCCCUCACAUUCGUGGCGCUGGGGAACGCGAAAAAAGUGUCGACGGCGAUAAGUAAGUACUCUCACGACAAGAUCUACAGCAACAAGUUGAGCUCUGGACGUGAGGUCCGGGGCGAUGACGGGCGCGUGUUCCCUACACGUCAACAGGAAGAUGCCGAGAUCGGUAGCACGUCUGAAGAUGACGAUACAACUCCAGAGUCUGAAACGAUCCAUCAAGAGAACCAUAACACCAGCUUCUCAAGGCACUUCUGGUUUUGGAUUGAAUAUGUUUUCAUCAAUCUUCCCGCUCGAAGAGUCUCGGUGGCAUAUUUAGAUUUGAUUGCCGAGAACCCCAGCCACUGCAGGUAUUUUCAUGUGCCCGUGGGAAUCAUCGUGUUGCCUAUGCUUCUUUUCGCACGUCUACUUCAAUUUCUUCUUCUUACUGUCAUGGAUCUGGGUCAGCUUGCUUGGGGUAAGUCUCUUCGAACUGAACCUAAGCCCCUACUUUUCGAAAGAUUGAUCUCAAUACUGACUGGGCCUAUCGAAGGAUGCAUCUCGCUUUUCUUCACAUCAGACAGGCGGGAUGAGUACAGUGACUUGGGGGACCGGAUGAACUGGCUGACGAACCCCACUUACAUAUAUCGUCCACUUGAGAAUAGAGUCAAGAAUGUGAACGAACGUCUAGCUGACCAACGGAUUGAGAAAGAGCGACCCCCCAUAGAAGACGAAUUCAGUGACGAGGAAACAUGA